ACAGAUUGUGCUUUUUUCUAUUACCCAGCAGCGUGUGUUUUUUUAUUUGAGAUAUUAGGGAAAUCAUUUCAGCAAAAAUGCACCGCGCCCUCACACUCCCCGAAGUCGUCCUCUCCAUAAUCUCUUACCUGCCCACCUGGGACCUCCUAACCUGCCAUGCCGUCUCAUCCGGAUGGCGCCGCAUCCUCGUCGCAAACCUACCUGCUCGAAUGCGUCCACUGCCUGAUACCUCCUCCACUUUUCUCCUCGAAAAAACCACGCUUGCCCUACCAGAUUCCAUACGUAGCCUAGCCCGUUCACUCGAUCUCCGUCCAAAAGAGUUCGUCGAUUGGAUCAUCCAGCCAGAGGUCGAGAGAGACUACCUGAGCUGGCGGAUAGAAACAGCAGAUGAGCUGCAGGAAGCGUUGAGACCGUAUAUGCAUCCUUUGCUAGCGACUCAUGUGCAUGAUUUGACGGGUGGGAUAGACGAUGUGAUAAGGGGGCAGAUGGGUAUUUCCAUUUUGACUUUGAUGGGGUUGGGAGAGUUUGAACGGAUGCUUAAGAUAAGAAAUGGUGAAGAGGAAGGGAUGAAGUAUUUGACGCAUCCAGUGACGAAGAAGGUGGAGGUGAGGUGUUUGGAUGGAGCGGAGUGGGAUGAGGAUUAUAUGAAUGUACGAACGGCAAAGGCGGACAUGGAGUGGUCGAGAAAAUAUGUUAGGGUUGAGCGGGAAAGUGGGGUUAGAAUGUGUGAUGUUGUUGAUGAGUUGAGGGGGGUUAUUGAGGCUGAUUGGGUUGUGCAGCAUGGAUGUGGCAACGUGCUGCUAAAUUGGCGCAUGGGUGAUUGUACCGAGAGGCAUCUUUUCAACGCUUUUGAGCUCACAGGUUGA
Messenger RNA from Bipolaris maydis ATCC 48331, 866 nucleotides. RefSeq lists its product as uncharacterized. The record is from RefSeq and is a predicted model, not a curated record. Gene Ontology annotation, molecular function: protein binding. Lineage: Eukaryota; Fungi; Ascomycota; Dothideomycetes; Pleosporales; Pleosporaceae.